AUGACUUGGGCCACGCCGGCGAGGGCGUGCGGCGCGGGCAUCCUGCGAAAAAUUAAAAGCUCUGAUUAUGAGAAAAUAAAGGCAGAACAUGGCCUGCUAAUCGACUUUGAAGAUUUCAUUGGUUACUUGAUUAAUCUUUUGAAAAAGUGCAACAAAAAUAGCGAGGAUGAAGAAAUGGCAUAUACUCUGCAGUUGGACUACAACGCUAGCGGCGAAACCACGGAGUACUCUCUACAAGUGAUGGAGACAAAUCAUCUAAGAAAGUUUUGUCAUUUGUCAAUUUCACUAGCCGCUUGUGGCGAUAAAGAAAUCAAAGAAACCCUCUGCAAAAGUUUCAAGCAGUUACAAGGAGUGAACGAGAGUUUAGGCGAAGAAGUGCGGAAAAAGACAGAUGACUUACAAACGCUGAAGAGGGAACUUCAAGGAAAAAUUGUUGCUUUGGAAACAGUCAAUAAAGCACUCGAGGAAGAUGUUAAAAAAGUGAGAUUAGAGUAUGAUGAUGCCAUUUCUAGAGAGAAAGCAAGGAUGGAUAAAAUUUUUAGUGAGUGUAACGAGAAACAUAAAGCUGAAUUAGUGCAGAUGGAGGAACAACAUACACGAGUGAAGCACGAUCUGGAAUAUCUGCUGAAAGAAGCUGAAACGAAGCUGUGUGAAAGUGACGAGAAAUGUAGGGUACUGAAACUCGAUAACGAGGAACUCAGUGGGGUCGUUGAGAAAUUGCAGGAGAUCGAAAGAAGUACAGGAAGAGAAAUAACAAAGCUGCAAACGCAGCUCGAAGCGAAAGAUUCACUGAUGAGGGAGAGGCAAGCUACCAGAAGAGUUCUCGUCAUGAAGUACAAGGCGCUGCUGCGAGACUUCAGUCUGACUGCGGAGAAAGUGAAGACUUUACAGGGGCAGCUGGACAGUGCGGUUAAGCGAGAGGCCAAGCUCCGGAAUCAGCCGUUCAACUGCCCUUCCAAACCCUUUGCUGUCUCUGACAGAAUUACAAGGUUGACGGCUGCUGCAGGUGAGCGCAGACUACAAGAGGAGUGCGAGCGCGCGUCGGCAUCCGAGCUGCGCUGCCAGCAGCUCGAGGCGCAGCUGGAGGAGAAGAGCUCCGACUACGGCCGGCUGCAGCUGGAGCUGGCCAGCAAGGAGAGCGCCCUCCGCUCCAGCGAGGCCGCCGCCUCCGUCCUGAGCCGCCAGCUGCGGCAGCUGCAGCUGCACCAGCGCUACCCGCACGUCGGGACCAGCCGGCCACCUCUCGGCCUGGCGUCGGCGAGGCCGCAAUCCUCCGGAAGCUGCGGCAAUCACCUUAGGGCUGACACCUUCCGACGCGAACCGCAGGCAGCAACUGUCAGCGAAGCCACUUCAUCUUACUUCUCCAAGAGGCUCUGA
Molecule: messenger RNA, 1377 nt
Organism: Schistocerca nitens (vagrant locust)
Lineage: Eukaryota; Metazoa; Arthropoda; Insecta; Orthoptera; Acrididae
Product: paramyosin-like
Exons: 4
Coding region: 1-1377 (458 amino acids)
Biological process (GO): centriole replication
Cellular component (GO): centriole
Source: RefSeq, a predicted model, not a curated record